GCCCAAGGAUAAGCCCAAAGAGAAACGAAGGCGUUCCCCGCCGCCGGCAGUCACAGAGGAGAAAUCUCCCCCUUACAGAAAUCGAUUUCCAUUUUCCGAUUAGAGAAGAGCCCAAGGAAGGAGGAAGAAGGCGAUUUCCAUUUUCCGAUCUUCCCCAUGCGAUUUCCUACAGUCUGAAAGGACAGAUAGGAUUCAGAUUUCAAUUUCCCUUCAAAAAGAAGAAAAAAAAUGUUGCGUUCAGCACUUAGAGUGGCUGUGAAGGCCCAGUUGAAUCAUUCAGCAAAUGCUACUUGCAUUGCUUCUCAGCAGUUGCAUCAACAAUUUUGGUCUUUGAGAUCAAGAGACUACUCUUCCAAGGGUAGUAAGAAGAAGGGAGGAGGAGGGUCAGGAAAAUCUUCUGCCAAAUCCCCUUCCUCUGAUACUAAAAGAGGAAAAGUCGCUCACCAGUCUGAUGCCAAAGAUAAUAUUACAACCAAUCCAGACAACGAGACUCGGAUCUUAGAGGAGAACAUAUUGGCUGAACUUGCAGAGGAUGAGAAGGAUAAAUCUCUUGAUGUUGGUUAUAAUGGCCGUCCUCUCUUCACAUACACACCUUCCCUCUCUCAACUUACUCGAAAGGAUACCUGUUCUUACAUGAAAUUCGACAUUAAGGAGUUGAAUGCAUCUUUACCAGAGGGUUUGCCUUCAGGAAUGUUGAAAGAGUUUGAGGCAUCAAGACGAACGGCCUUGUUGGUUCGCCAAAGUUUUCUUGACCUUCGUAACAAUCUCAGUAGGAUUGUUGAUCCUCCUUUGCAGGAUGACAAAGGCCAAAAAAUCCAGAAAAGAAUUGUGCUGGAUGGUCCAGUCAACGGUGGGAAAAGUAUUACACUUUCAUUGCUGGUUCACUGGGCUCGCGAUCAAGGUUGGCUGGUCUUUUAUGUUCCAGAAGGACGUAAAUGGACACAUGGGGGAUAUUUCUAUAAAAACCCUCAAACUGGUUUAUGGGAUACUCCUGUUCAGGCAGCAGACGCUCUUCAGGAUUUUAUGAAAUAUAACGAAUCAAAGUUGGAGAAAAUACCUUGUCAAAUUUCUGAUCCUAUUCCUCUUGGAGAGGGUGCUGGAAUUGGAUGGAUGAAAGGUGUGGAUUCAAUAACAAUGCCUGAAGGUUCAACACUUUAUGAUCUUAUUCAAACUGGUAUCACUAACAGCCAUGCUGCUGUUGGAGUAAUAGUUCGUCUCCGGAAAGAAUUAUCACUUGUGAAAGACAUACCUGUUCUAAUUGCGAUUGAUCAAUAUAAUAGUUGGUUUACAUUCAGUGAGUUCCAGGAGCCCGUAACUGUUCGUUCAUGCCGAGAUAUCCAUGCUCGGGAACUUACUAUGGUAAAUGCAUUCAGGUCUAUGAUGCAUGAUGACAUUAUGAUUGGUGCCUUUUCGCAUUCAACUGCUGUGGGUAAACUUCGCCAAGAUUUGCCAGAUGUGCCAAUCGAUGCUCGGAUGAAUUAUCCUCGCUACAAUGUUGAAGAAGCUGCUGCCGUUAGCCACUAUUAUCUAAGGCAAAGACUGGUGCGAAGAGAGGCCUUCUCAGAGGAAGGGUGGAAGAAGGUAUUCUAUCUGUCCCAUGGAAAUGGGGCAGAAAUGAGAUGGUUAGUUCCUUUCAUGAGAUGACUGCCUUCCUAAACAUCAGAUUUCGAUUCUUGAAAAGGCGAAACAGACUCCUUUUUUCUGGGUUAGUAUUAACAUUUGUUUCUUUGAAGGAGUGAAAUGAUUGCUACACUAAUUAUUUUGAAAUUUGUAUCUGAAAGAAAAUGCUAAGCUUUUUCUGAAAAUACUUCAAUCUUCUGGCCCGACAAUAAUCUUGUAUUCUCUUAUCGUUGUACCACUUUCAGGUGGAUUCUAAGACCAUUAGUACUAUGUAUAUUUCUGGAUUUU
Messenger RNA from Impatiens glandulifera, 1908 nucleotides. Its product is annotated as 28S ribosomal protein S29, mitochondrial. Gene Ontology annotation, molecular function: structural constituent of ribosome. The transcript has 8 exons. The coding region runs from base 229 to 1644 and encodes 471 amino acids. The record is from RefSeq and is a predicted model, not a curated record. NCBI's taxonomy places the organism in Eukaryota, Viridiplantae, Streptophyta, Magnoliopsida, Ericales, Balsaminaceae. Gene Ontology annotation, cellular component: mitochondrial small ribosomal subunit.